Messenger RNA from Mobula hypostoma (lesser devil ray), 6896 nucleotides. It is a transcript of the gene rbl1, whose product is annotated as retinoblastoma-like 1 (p107). Gene Ontology annotation, cellular component: nucleus; transcription regulator complex; chromatin. Gene Ontology annotation, molecular function: RNA polymerase II transcription regulatory region sequence-specific DNA binding. The coding region runs from base 294 to 3575 and encodes 1093 amino acids. The transcript is spliced from 22 exons. Lineage: Eukaryota; Metazoa; Chordata; Chondrichthyes; Myliobatiformes; Myliobatidae. Gene Ontology annotation, biological process: negative regulation of G1/S transition of mitotic cell cycle; regulation of transcription by RNA polymerase II; cell differentiation. The record is from RefSeq and is a predicted model, not a curated record.
AUCUCUUUCGGAUUCAGUCAGAGAUCGUGACGACUAAACGUCGUGAUGAAUCCAAUUAAACUUGACCUCGAAGGAAACUACUGUGGGAUGUGAGGGUCUGAGGGCGAAGUAUGGGGGUGGAAGGUGCUCCGUCGUGGAGGGGAGGGUGAGGCGGUUUUGGCGCCACUGACGCGCGGGGCAGCCUGGGAUCGCUGGCCGCUUAGGGAUUUAAACGGGCGAAAACCAGGCGUAAAUCGGGCGAAAUUUCGACGUAGGUCUGGUAGGCGGGCGACGAGUUUACCCGUGUCGGAGCGAUGCCGAACGGCGAGGAGCAGCGGCAAGCGAGCGACUGCUUUGACAGACUGUGUCAGGACCUGAACUUGGACCGAGAGACGGCCGCCGAGGCUUGGGGCAGUUUCCAACGGAUCGGAAGCACCUACACCCUGGAGGGGGAAACUCUGCAUUGGCUGGCUUGUGCUUUAUAUGUGGCCUGUCGAAAAAGCAUCACCCCAACCGUUGGCAAGGGAAUGAUGGAAGGAAAUGGUGUUUCAUUGACAAGAAUUCUUCGCUCAUCAAAGUUAAGCCUAAUCCAAUUCUUCAACAAGAUGAAGAAAUGGGCAGAUAUGGCCAACUUAUCCCAAGACUUCCGAAAGCGAGUAGAGCAAUUAGAAAGGAAUUUUGAAGUUUCCACUGUUAUCUUCAGAAAGUUUCAACCUAUAUUUUUGGACAUGUUUCAAAAUCGUCACCAGGAUCAGCCUCGGUUUCAGAGAAGCCGAAAGCAGAGGCGGCUUCCAUGCAGUGUAACAGAUGCUUUCAGUUUUUGCUGGACCUUAUUUGUGUACAUUAAAGGUAAUUUUAGUAUGAUUGGUGAUGACCUUGUAAAUUCCUACCAUCUUUUGCUGUGUUGCCUGGAUCUGAUCUUUGGAAAUGCUUUAUUGUGCCCUAACAGAAAAGAUCUACUUAAUCCAGAGUUUGAAGGUUUGCCACCAGAGUUUGGCAGCCAGGACUAUAAACCCCCAGUGCAACCACCAUGUAUCAUUGAGAAGCUAUGUGACCUGCAUGAUGGGCUCAUAGUAGAAGCAAAGGGUAUCAAGGAACACUAUUGGAAACCUUACAUUAAGAAGUUAUUUGAAAGGAAGAUUCUGAAAGGAAACAGCGAGCUCUUUGUAGAUCUUCUGGACAGUACCAACUUCACAGACAACAACAAAGCAGUAAACAAAGAAUAUGAAGAAUAUGUUCUGACAGUGGGUGAUUUUGAUGAGCGAAUAUUUCUGGGAGAAGAUGCGGAUGAGGAGAUAGGGACACCUCGUAAAGCUGCAGCAGAUGUUCCAGCUGGCAAAUUGUCGGCAAGAAUGCAAGUUGAGUGCAACCUGCAACAGCACUUUGAAAAAACAAGGUCUUUGACGCCUUCAACGCCAUUGACAGGAAGACGUUACUUGAAAGAGAAAGAGCCUGUUGUGACACCAGUGUCCUCAGCAACGCAGAGUGUCAGCCGUUUGCAGACCAUGGUAAUGGGACUAAAGAAUACUCCAAGUGAACAUCUGCUGCAAAUAUUCAACUCUUGUUCACGGAACCCGAUUGAAGCAAUAUCAGCCCGAGUGAAGGAGAUCGGUGACAUCUUCUGCCAACAUUACUCUCAAUCUACGGAAAACCAGGCUGGUUCUCAUAUAGAUUUUGCCAUCAAACGGUUGCGGCUUGCUGAAAUCUUGUACUGGAAGAUUCUGGAGACAGUGAUGGUGCAGGAAAGUCGACGCAACCCUGGGAAGGACAUGACAGUUUUACUGGAGCAAGAUAUUUUCCAUUCGUCGCUGAUGGCAUGCUGUCUUGAGAUCAUCCUGUCCUCCUACAAUUCCCAGCGCACCUUCCCAUGGAUUAUUGACAUCCUGAACCUUAGCCCCUUUUACUUUUACAAGGUGAUAGAGGUGUUGAUUCGGGCAGAGGAGGGUCUCUCCCGUGAUAUGGUGAAACACCUUAACAACAUCGAAGAGCAGAUUUUGGAAAGUCGAGCUUGGGUCCACGAUUCAGCCCUUUGGAAGGCUUUGCAUGGAGCACACAGCCAGGUUCCGACAUGUGAAGAGGUGACCUUCCCUUCCAAUUUUGAAAGUGCUAAUAGUGGUCCCACCCACCUCCCACUGAUGCCUAUGUCUCCCAUAAUGCAUCCUCGGGUGAAGGAGGUCCGCACAGAUAUGGCUGGGAAUUUUAACAAACGUGAUCUUCCUCCUCCAGCAUCUCCACUGUCUGUCCAUGAUCGGUUCACCUCACCUUCUGCAGGAAGUGCCAAACGGAGACUUUUUGGUGAUGAUAGUUCAUUGGAUGCUCAUGUGACUAUAGCACAGAAUAAGAUCAACGUCACCCAGUCAUCAGGACUGAGAAUUCUUCAAACGCAAAGUAUGAACAAUGAAAACGUUGCUGUCACUCCUGGGCAGACUGUUGUGACCAUGGCAACUGCUACUGUAACCGCGACCAAUGGUCAAAUGCUGACUAUACCUGUGCAAGGUGUUACUAAUGAGAUUGGAGGGAUCACCUUCAUCCCAGUCCAGAUGACUGUACCCCAGCAAACGCAGGUUGCAGAAGAAAUGGCCCAAGUGCCCCUCUCUGCCCAGGCGUUACUCAGCUCUUCCCCCAAGGCAGGGGGAGUUGCAUCAGCACAAGAGCCUCAGGUAGCAACAAUCAGCAAGCCAAAGAAGACAGGUUCACUGGCAUUAUUCUUCAGAAAGGUAUAUCAUCUGGCCAGCGUCCGCCUGCGUGACUUGUGCCUAAAACUGGAUGUGUCUGCAGAGCUUCGGAGGAAGAUUUGGACUUGCUUUGAGUUUUCCUUGGUCAAUUGCACAGAUUUAAUGACUGACAGACACCUUGAUCAACUUCUCCUAUGUGCUGUCUACAUAAUGGCAAAGGUUACUAAGGAAGAUAGGUCUUUCACGGAUAUCAUGAAGUGUUACAGAAGCCAGCCGCAAGCCAGCAGCCAUGUGUACAGGAGUGUUCUGCUGAAAGGGAAAGGCUUGUCAAGGAUUACAAGUAUUAAUGAACAUUCAGAGGGAGAUGUGGACAUGGAAACCCAUGUAUCCAGCUGUGAUCCCAGCACAAAUAAUCAUGGCGGUUUUGAGAUGAGAAGCCCUCCAGUGACUCCUGCCAGCAUAUCCAAGUGUCCAGACCCUAUGGAGGAAGAGCGUGGUGAUCUCAUUAAGUUCUAUAACACUAUCUAUGUGAAUAGAAUUAAAGACUUUGCAUUGAAGUACUCCAAUGUAAAACUGGAGUGUGGGGUGGAAGCACCGCCGCUCUCUCCUUUUCCGAAUGUGAAACCACAUCCCGUAUCUCCCCGACGGAUAUCACAACAACACGCAGUGUAUAUCUCCCCUCACAAGAACGGCACUUCUCUCACUCCACGUACUGCGAUGAUGUACAGGUUUAACAGGAGCCCCUCAAAGAACCUUAGGGACAUCAACUGCAUGAUCAAGCAAGGGGAACGGCUGAGCAGGAAGCGAGCCUUCACCAUGGAAAGUGACAGUGAAUCACCAACAAAAUGCCUCUGCCAAGAAAAUGACGACAUUUUGUUGAAGCGGCUGCAGGAUGUCAUCAGCGAGCGGGCAAACCGCUGAGAACAUAAAGCUUCUACGUAGAAUUUAUUAGGUAGAGUUGCUAGAAUCAGAUUUGUCUGGAAAGAACCUAGACUCCCUCCCACAUUCAACCAUUACCAGAACCCUAGUUCUUGUUCUUUGGGUGCAGACUCUGUAUACGCAGAGUUACCAGGAAUAAACAAAUGCUGCCCUGAACAAUCAACAAACAGCGCACUUCAAACAGCUCAGCACGUGUCUGGGAAGAAGUAGCAGUCAAUAUUUCAUCUUGGUGCCAUUUACUCCAUCACCUACUGGCUUGUUUCAACCUUGUAUACUGUUAAAUAACCGCUUCAGUCAGCAAGCCAGUCUUUGAAUGACUGGGCUUAGAUCUGCUUGUGUGUUCUCUGACUAGGUUGGGUUUAGGUUGUUGGGUAAGUACAAGGAAGAUCCACAGAAUUAAAUUUUUUAUGAUGAUGUGUGUAUUGAGGAGCAUACAGAGGGGUUUGGAGUUUGGAAUCAAAGAAUAUAAUAGCCAUACUGGGAGAUUAGCAGUACUCAGUAAAGCACUAACAUUACACCGACACCUGGUGCAGUGAAAGCACUUUACAAACCAGAUCCCAAAGAAUAACCAUAUAGCCCCCCAAUUCUUGGAUUCUGCAGAUGAACAGUUGCUGUUUCUUAAAUAAACACAGGUUCACGGGUCACUCUUGUGUGCCUUGGAGCACUGAAUUGGGAGUCUGGUGGAAGUUAAUUGGAGAGAGAAUCAGUGCUGCGGAAUGGAGAUUGAUGCUCUCUAUUCUGUCACUUUUCCUGUAGCAUCAACAUUGGAACACGCUGCAUCAGGGGUUCAUUUUCUCAUUUCCCAGCCCCAUCCUGUGAGCCCAGUGUCUGUAUUGUGUCACUCUGACAUUAGCUAUAAAGUGCCUUCACUGUUUUUAAGGGGGAAAGCAAGAAUAAUCUGCAGCUUGCGCUUGGCCUUCAGUGUAUGGAGAAUUCGGCAGGCCCAUUAGCUUUCUAGCAAAGAGUUUGCCUGCACAGUGGCUUUGAGGACAGAACUUUACUGCAAGUCUCAUCUUUCUGCAAUAUAAUGCCAUGCUCUCAGCCAUGAAGAGAGCGCACUUUCCCUUUACUUCCAACUUUGUGAAAUGUUGAUGUGUAGUGUGUUAAUGUGGUGUAACCAUGGUUCUCCAUCCCGAAGGCCUGUGCAUGUGUUGUACCAAAGUGUCAUAGACACUGCCUAUCUGAUGUGAUGGUGACUUAGUGAGUUAGGCCAGGAAUUGGAGCUCAAAUGCAAACCAGGCUGAUGGAAAGCGUGACAACUUCCAUUUAUUAAUCAUAUGAUUAGGGACAGUUUGAGCAUUGAGAUGACAGUUUGGAUUCCGAGUGCCAUCUUUUGUGUUCAUGGAUUCUCUAGCCCAGUGCCGUAUUUCCCAGUUGAUCCAUUUAUAGUUGUGUCCCCAUUUGGGCUUUGCCAUGAUACAGUCCUUGAAGCUCAGGCAGUGAGCCAGCUAGUGAUCCAAUCUCUGGUAGGGCCUCACAUGCAUCUGUAUGUAUUUAGAACACAGUUCGUGGCGUAGGCUGCACCAGAUUCUUUACCUCUCUGUCACCACAGGUUGGGGAGUAGCACCACACCACAGUGUUGAUACAGUUUGGGGUGUGCUUUGCUUUACUUUGGGGCCCAAGGUGAACGUGAUCUGGAAUGCUUGGGACUGAUUUUAUCACAAAAAUGCAUUAACUAGAUGAACUAACAGUAUCAGAAUCGGGUUUAAUAUCACCGGCAUAUGUCAUGAGAUUUGUAUAGGAAUCUUUCCUGUAACUUUCUGGGUCACUGGUGCAUUGGAUAGUGCUGCUGCCUCGUGGCUUCAGCAACCUGGAACUAACCCUGAACUCCAUUGCUUCUUUGUGGAGUUUGCAGAGAAUGUGGUUCUCUGCUGAAACUCUGGUUUCCUCCCAUGAUCUGCAGUGUAGCUGGAAGGCAGGAGAAUUGGGGGUUGACGUAUCAGAAACUAGGUGAGGGAAUGGGAAUGCUCUGCAUGCUGAAAUAUAAUCAGAGGCCCAAAUGGUCUCCUUCCAUGUUGUCAGAAAAUGAGGUACUUCCCCUGUGGGGAAGUCAGUUUCUACCAGUGCUAACCUCUAUGGACAACAGAAACAAGAGAAAGUGUAGGGAUUUCAGUUCCUAUUGAUCCCAAGAUCAACCACACCUGCCCCGUGCAUAGGGAGAUCUCACUGACAUCCCGUUAUUCCAUUUCAGAUACUCUGAUUCAAUCUGUACUUGUCUAAUGUAAAUGCUACAGCUUUCUACUGGUGGUCUAACCUGCAGCAAAAAGUACCAGAUCUCAGAAGGUUCACACAAGCUUUAAAUUUACUCCUGUAUGGUCUGCAAUAUGCUGUGUUUGUUUUAACUAUUGUGUAGCAUCUACACACAAUUCCUUUUACAUUAAUUUCCUGUUUUGAAGACUAGAGUGUAUAUUUGUAUAGUUUAGAUUAUUCUAUGAGUUAAUAUUUGUACUUUAAUGCUUUAUAUAUGGAAUUGAGAAACGAUUUCUGCUUUUGAAUGAGAAUGAAAAUGUUAAGAAAAUUAUCAGUUUAAAUUUUUACCUCUGGAAUUUUGUUCCUUUUGGGAUUUUUGUUCCUCUCUGAGAUGUUGACAGCAAAUUUACUGUUUCCAGCUUUAUCUCAGACCAGAGGGUUUGAAGAACCAGGUUUGUCCCUCAUACUCUGCCUCCCUGGUUGAGUGAAAGUUUCACUCUAAGCCUCAGCUUUGAGCAUUGGGUCCCAGGCAUUACUAUCCAAUAGUGGAGUUCUUGUAUCAGUUAUACUUUGGCCCAUUGAAGGGAAUGUUUUUCCUAGAUUAGUUCAGUACCAUAAUACUGUAAAUAUCUUAUGGCUAAUGCUCUGCAGGGGUUUCCAGACUGCAUUAACUACAACAGAAUGGCCAGAGGAACAGUUGAGUGCUGUUUACUCUGUUCUCACAUGGGAAUGCAGUUCCCAAUAAAAUUGUCUCUGACACAGUUGAGAACUGUUCCAUACAUGGCAUUGGUCAGUGACGCUGUAAUCGGAUUAAAUAUUGCCACAAAGUUUAGAGCUGCCAGGAUGUAAUGACCAGAGGAAUAUUGCUUUUUCCUUACCAACAUAUCAUGUGCGAUGGAAGUCUCUGCUCCUGCACCACAUCAGGAAUCAGCUACAGGAGUUGUCCAACAGUGAACCCAAGUUGCACACUUUAAUGCUCGCUCACCUUGUGAUAACUUUUUCCACUUUGGUUAAUGUGUUUUGUUUUUACCCGUAUGAGAACAGUAAUACUGUUAAUCUUAAAUAUCUUUUACUUUUGAGUACGGUUUUUAAAUAAAGUAUUUACCUGCAAUC